Molecule: messenger RNA, 2557 nt
Organism: Capra hircus (goat)
Lineage: Eukaryota; Metazoa; Chordata; Mammalia; Artiodactyla; Bovidae
Gene: IRX5
Product: iroquois homeobox 5
Exons: 3
Coding region: 498-1949 (483 amino acids)
Biological process (GO): regulation of transcription by RNA polymerase II; neuron differentiation; cell development
Cellular component (GO): nucleus
Molecular function (GO): RNA polymerase II cis-regulatory region sequence-specific DNA binding; DNA-binding transcription factor activity, RNA polymerase II-specific
Source: RefSeq, a predicted model, not a curated record
CGCCAGCGAGCGGGAGAGGGAGCCGGGGAGGAAGAGGGAGAGGACGAGGAGCGCCUGGCGGCCGGGUUGGCUGCGGCCGCCCAGAGGCUCCUGCCAGUCCUCCCACCGACUACACCCCGGGAAGGAGGAGCUUCAGGCGCGCACAAGGCGUCAGAAUCCUCAAUUUCCAACUUAGCAUCUUGGCAGGACCUUUGCGAAGCCAAAAGCGGAGCCCCCCAGUGCAAAGAGCGAGGGGGGAAAAGAGAAAGCAACAAGGGAGGGGGGAGGAAACCCUGCCGGGAGGAGCGAGGCGCGCAGAGGAGCGGGCUCAUCGGUCGCAGCCGGAGGCGCGCGGGAAGCCAGCGAGGAGGCGCCGCGGGCCGGAGCCCGGGAGCCGGGGCCCGAGGAGCAGCGGCCCGGGGUAGCCGGAGACCAGGUGCCCGCCCGCUCGCCCUCGCAGGGCGCCGCCCGGCUCGUUGGCGGCCGCGGCGCGGAGCGCCCCAUGCCCGUGUGUGGCCAUGUCCUACCCGCAGGGCUACUUGUACCAGCCGUCCGCCUCGCUGGCGCUCUACUCUUGCCCGGCGUACAGCACCAGCGUCAUCUCGGGGCCCCGCACGGAUGAGCUCGGCCGCUCGUCGUCGGGCUCCGCGUUCUCGCCCUACGCCGGCUCCACCGCCUUCACGGCGCCCUCGCCGGGCUACAACUCGCACCUCCAGUACGGUGCCGAUCCCGCGGCGGCAGCCGCCGCCGCCUUCUCUUCGUACGUGGGCUCUCCCUACGACCAUACACCGGGCAUGGCAGGUUCCUUGGGGUACCACCCGUACGCGGCGCCCCUGGGCUCGUACCCGUACGGGGACCCCGCGUACCGGAAGAACGCCACGCGAGACGCCACCGCUACGCUCAAGGCCUGGCUCAACGAGCACCGCAAGAACCCCUACCCCACCAAGGGCGAGAAGAUCAUGCUGGCCAUCAUCACCAAGAUGACCCUCACCCAGGUGUCCACCUGGUUCGCCAACGCGCGCCGGCGCCUCAAGAAGGAGAACAAGAUGACGUGGACGCCACGGAACCGCAGCGAGGACGAGGAGGAGGAGGAGAACAUUGAUCUGGAGAAGAACGACGAGGAUGAGCCCCAGAAGCCCGAGGACAAGGGCGACCCCGAGGGCCCCGAAGCAGGAGGAGCAGAGCAAAAGGCGGUUUCAGGCUGUGAACGGCUGCAGGGGCCGCCCACCCCUGCCGGCAAGGAGACCGAGGGCAGCCUCAGCGACUCGGAUUUUAAGGAGCCGCCAUCCGAGGGUCGCCUCGACGCGCUGCCCGGGCCCCCCCGCGCCGGUGGGCUCUCCCCGGCCGGGCCCGCGGCAGCGCGGCUGGCCGAGGACCCAGCCCCUCAUUACCCCUCCGGCGCGCCGGCUCCGGGCCCGCACCCAGCCGCGGGAGAGCUGCCCCCCGGUCCCGGAGGGUCCUCGGUCAUACACUCGCCGCCACCGCCGCCGCCGCAGGCGGUGCUCGCCAAGCCCAAACUGUGGUCUCUGGCGGAGAUCGCCACAUCCUCGGACAAGGUCAAGGACGGGGGCGGCGGGAGCGAGGGCUCUCCGUGCCCACCAUGCCCCGGGCCCGUAGCCGGGCAAGCCCUAGGAGGCAGCCGCGCCUCGCCAGCCCCGGCGCCAUCGCGCUCGCCCUCGGCGCAGUGUCCCUUCCCAGGCGGGACGGUGUUGUCCCGGCCUCUCUACUACACGGCGCCCUUCUAUCCUGGCUACACGAACUAUGGCUCCUUCGGACACCUUCACGGCCACCCGGGGCCCGGGCCAGGCCCCACCACGGGUCCGGGCUCGCAUUUCAAUGGAUUAAACCAGACCGUGUUGAAUCGAGCGGACGCUUUGGCUAAAGACCCGAAAAUGUUGCGGAGCCAGUCCCAGCUAGACCUGUGCAAAGACUCUCCCUAUGAAUUGAAGAAAGGUAUGUCCGACAUUUAACGCGGGCUGCGUCGGUCCCGGACCUUCCUAAUUUAUUAAAAAAAAGAAAACAUGGCCUUGGCAGUUAUUUUUCCAUCAACAUGAGAGAAAAGCAAAACUACCCCUCCUACUAAAAAGUUUAUAGUACAUGGAGAUGGAUGAUAUAAAAAUGUAGACAUCUCCACACACCCACAGAAAUGUCUUAACCGACUGAAAAAAAUUUAAAAAAGGAUUUGUAUUAAAUCUUAUUCUGUAUAUUUAAUGUAGCAUUUUUGUAUUUAAAUUGAUAAUUCAAUAUCUUUGAAGUAAAUUAUGAAAUUAAGACACCUGUACAGGCAUUUAAUGUUUUUUUUGUAAUAUAAAUAUAUACAUUUGUGUUUCGCCCAAAACUGUUUCAUAGUUUAAAAAUACAAGUUUAAUUUAAUUUUUUUACACCUAUUGAUUUUUUCUGGGUAUGAGCUAAAGUAUUAUUACAGAAAGGAAACAGGUUAUAUACUCUUAGAUUUGAAAAGUAAAAGAAACUGCAGCCGCCUUUGUAAAAUGCAAAAUAUUUAAUUAAAAGAGAUUUUAACAUAAUCAGAGCCACUCAUUACUUGUUAGAAGCCUCAAUAAACUGUCCAUCGCCCUGG